AUGGCAAGAACCAAGCAGACCGCUCGUAAGUCCACCGGUGGUAAGGCGCCGAGGAAGCAGCUCGCCACUAAGGCUGCCCGCAAAAGCGCCCCGGCUACCGGCGGUGUGAAGAAACCUCACCGUUACAGGCCAGGUACCGUGGCUCUGCGUGAAAUCCGCCGUUAUCAGAAGUCCACUGAGCUGCUCAUCCGCAAGCUGCCCUUCCAGCGCCUGGUUAGAGAGAUCGCUCAGGAUUUUAAGACCGAUCUGCGCUUCCAGAGUUCUGCCGUCAUGGCUCUGCAGGAGGCCAGUGAGGCUUACCUGGUCGGUCUGUUCGAGGACACCAACCUGUGCGCCAUCCAUGCCAAGAGGGUGACCAUCAUGCCUAAGGACAUCCAGCUGGCCCGCCGUAUUCGCGGAGAGCGAGCUUAAA
Trichomycterus rosablanca is the source of this 412-nucleotide messenger RNA. RefSeq names its product histone H3. Lineage: Eukaryota; Metazoa; Chordata; Actinopteri; Siluriformes; Trichomycteridae. The transcript has a single exon. The coding region runs from base 1 to 411 and encodes 136 amino acids. Gene Ontology annotation, cellular component: nucleosome. Gene Ontology annotation, molecular function: protein heterodimerization activity; structural constituent of chromatin; DNA binding. The record is from RefSeq and is a predicted model, not a curated record.